This is a messenger RNA of Symbiodinium necroappetens, 348 nucleotides long. NCBI's taxonomy places the organism in Eukaryota, Dinophyceae, Suessiales, Symbiodiniaceae. The record is from the annotation of a GenBank genome assembly.
GCCGAUCUCCUCGAGUGCUUCAUCGCUUGGUACCGCUGCUCCGGGGACUCGACGUCCCCCCAGGUCUGCCAUGCGACGAACCUACCCUGGUGCGACAUUUCCUCCCCCAGCUGGGCGUCCGUUGCGGCUGCUGCUCCUGGACUAGAGCAGGUGGAUGAGGACGAGGUGGUGUUGGAAGGAGAACCUCUCGAGCUAAGGUCGUCCGUCAAGCGGCACGCUGCUGUGCCUCCGGUUUCUCUUUGGGGUGGCAUGCUCCUCUCCUACUGCGUCGGCCUUGUGGCCGUGCACCGGGCGGCGCUGUGGCUGGUCGACGAGUACUGGGCAAGUCGAGAGUUUGAUCCCUUCGUG